GUCGUCGACGUUUAUGGGGUUUUUUUUAAACGAAAAUGGCGUCCGGCGUAAGACAGGAGCUCGCCCAGCUCAUGAACUCUAGCGGCUCUCACAAAGACCUCGCUGGGAAAUAUCGUCAGAUACUGGAAAAGGCUCUACAGUUUACGGAUGCAGAACAACUUGAGGCCCUGAAAGCAUUUGUUGAAGCGAUGGUCAACGAGAAUGUCAGUCUGGUGAUAUCCAGGCAGUUGCUGACUGACUUUUGCACACACCUUCCAAGUUUACCCGAUAGUACAGCUAAAGCAGUUUAUCACUUUACUCUUGAGAAAAUUCAACCCAGAGUGAUCUCCUUUGAAGAGCAGGUGGCUUCCAUUAGACAGCAUCUAGCCACUAUUUAUGAAAAGGAAGAGGACUGGAGAAAUGCUGCCCAAGUUUUAGUGGGUAUACCACUGGAGACAGGCCAAAAACAAUACAAUGUUGACUACAAGUUGGAUACGUACCUAAAGAUUGCCCGCCUUUAUCUGGAGGAUGAUGAUCCUGUUCAGGCUGAGGCCUAUAUUAAUCGUGCCUCUUUACUGCAGAAUGAGUCCACCAAUGAACAACUACAGAUCCAUUACAAGGUAUGCUACGCCAGAGUGCUGGACUACCGACGAAAAUUCAUCGAAGCAGCUCAGCGCUACAAUGAGCUUUCCUACAAAUCCAUUGUCCAUGAAAGCGAGCGGCUGGAGGCCUUAAAACAUGCCCUUCACUGCACUAUUCUGGCCUCUGCAGGGCAACAGCGCUCGCGUAUGUUGGCUACACUGUUCAAAGAUGAGCGAUGUCAGCAGCUGGCGGCUUAUGGCAUUCUGGAAAAGAUGUACUUGGAUCGCAUCAUUCGGGGGAACCAGCUGCAGGAGUUUGCUGCUAUGCUGAUGCCCCAUCAAAAAGCCACCACUGCAGAUGGCUCAAGCAUCUUAGAUCGAGCAGUCAUUGAGCACAACCUUCUCUCUGCUAGCAAGCUGUACAACAACAUUACUUUUGAAGAGUUAGGAGCACUUUUAGAGAUUCCACCUGCAAAGGCAGAAAAGAUCGCUUCCCAGAUGAUUACAGAGGGUCGUAUGAACGGCUUUAUUGACCAGAUAGAUGGCAUUGUCCACUUCGAGACACGAGAGGCGCUACCCACCUGGGACAAGCAGAUCCAGUCACUCUGCUUCCAGGUCAAUAACCUUCUGGAGAAGAUCAGUCAGGCAGCCCCAGAGUGGACAGCGCAAGCUAUGGAAGCCCAGAUGUCCCAAUAAACCUCACACUCUUAAUUCAGUCCCAUUCUGACAUCUCACCACUUUUAGGUCAAAAACAGGCACUUUUAAAGGACAUAUCAACAAGAGAACAGAGAACAGGCCAUCUGAUUAAUCUGUUUUUUGCUUGAUGGGCAGUUAGAUAUUUACAGCACACCUGAUGAUGGCAUAUUCACAGCGACUGUCUCAGGCUUUGAGGCUCAUGUCAUAAUAACCUGGACAUAUGUGAAAAUGGUUUCAUUUAAUGUCUUAAUAAAUCUUUGUGUAAGCCUACACUCCUCAGGUGUUAGGGUAUCUUGGUUGUAGUGGUGUGACCAACCUCUGUUAUAUAAACGUUUGUGAAAGUUGA
Electrophorus electricus (electric eel) is the source of this 1602-nucleotide messenger RNA. RefSeq names its product COP9 constitutive photomorphogenic homolog subunit 4 (Arabidopsis) (gene cops4). Lineage: Eukaryota; Metazoa; Chordata; Actinopteri; Gymnotiformes; Gymnotidae. Gene Ontology annotation, cellular component: COP9 signalosome; cytosol. The record is from RefSeq and is a predicted model, not a curated record.